ACUGAGGGUUAGAUUUGGUUGGGGUACUCUGUGUUUAAAUCAACGAUCAUCUCUGCAGCUAUAGGAGUUAAGGACUGGAAACACGCACAGCUCGAUUCAGUGAAAGUCAUUGUAAUGGCAGAUGCAGAUAAAUUAAAUAUAGACAGUAUAAUAGCGCGACUUUUAGAAGUGCGAGGAUCUCGACCAGGGAAAAAUGUCCAGUUGUCAGAAAAUGAAAUCCGUGGUUUGUGUUUAAAGUCAAGGGAGAUUUUCCUGAGUCAGCCUAUUCUCUUGGAACUGGAAGCUCCACUCAAGAUUUGCGGAGAUAUACAUGGACAGUAUUAUGACUUGUUGAGGUUAUUUGAAUAUGGAGGAUUCCCUCCAGAAAGCAAUUACUUAUUCCUGGGAGAUUACGUCGACAGGGGGAAGCAGUCUUUAGAAACCAUCUGUCUGUUGUUGGCCUACAAGAUCAAAUAUCCAGAGAACUUCUUCUUGUUAAGAGGAAACCAUGAGUGUGCCAGUAUCAACAGAAUAUAUGGAUUUUAUGAUGAAUGUAAACGACGAUACAACAUUAAAUUAUGGAAAACUUUCACAGACUGUUUUAACUGCUUGCCUAUAGCAGCUAUUAUCGAUGAAAAGAUUUUCUGUUGUCAUGGAGGUUUGAGUCCUGAUCUGCAGUCCAUGGAGCAGAUUCGCCGAAUCAUGAGGCCGACUGAUGUGCCUGACCAAGGCUUGCUAUGUGAUCUUCUGUGGUCUGAUCCAGACAAAGAGACCAUGGGCUGGGGGGAAAACGACAGGGGAGUCUCCUUCACAUUUGGGGCGGAAAUUGUCGCCAAAUUCCUACACAAGCACGACCUCGAUCUUAUAUGUAGAGCUCAUCAGGUUGUGGAAGAUGGGUAUGAGUUCUUUGCCAAGAGACAGUUGGUGACAUUAUUUUCAGCCCCAAAUUACUGUGGGGAGUUUGACAAUGCAGGGGCUAUGAUGAGCGUGGAUGAUACUCUGAUGUGCUCAUUUCAGAUUUUGAAACCAGCAGACAAAAAGAAAUUCCCUUAUGGAGGCUUUAAUUCCGGGAGACCAGUGACCCCACCGAGAGGAGCAGCAAAGAGCAAAGGGAAAUAACCAUGUCCUGCAGUAAUGGAUUUAUAAUUAACAUUGGACAGUCUCAACAUAGUGGUCUCCCUUGCCUAAUUGGGCAGGACUUGUGUGGCUACUGGAAGAGUUAGUCACAACAUGACCAUUGCCACUGUGGACUGCCACAUUAGAUUGUACAUUAUAGGAAAAUCUUUACUCCCAAUUCUAAACUUUUUAUUCCGUAGAACAUCCAUGGAAGGUCCCAUUGAUCACAAAUCUUAAGCGCUGGGGAAUUGUGAAAAUGAGUUUAUGUUGGGUAGGGGUGAUAGGGUGGGGUUACAGGGGCUGACAAGACUGCACAUGGUGACAAUUUUAUCAUUUCUGUACAGCACACCUUUUGUAAAUACAUGAUCUAGCACCGUCACAUGUGCACCAGACCUAGUUGAUAGAAACAUGGGCUACUGCAUAGGCUGCAUCAGCCCCAAAGUCCAGCCAACAUCAGAUGCAUCACUGAUGGAGUUCUGGACAUUCAAUAGAGAUGGGCUUAAAGAUGUUUGAUAUAUGCCAUGUACAUUUGCAGAUGAAGCAUGGUUCAUUUAAUUUGAGAAAUGCAAGUAUCAUGAAUUUGAUUUGAGAUUUGCUUGUCUGGGUCACUCUGCAUGAAUUUCAAAAGCUGUUUGGUGCUAUGUCAGUAUUGGCUUUUAACAAAAGCACUCAAGACUUAAAUACCAACAGUAAGGAUUUUCCGCUAUCCUGUAUUUGUGAGUUUCAAUUUGGAGGAGUAAAGGCACCAUUGUCGGGUGUGAUUGGCAUUGGUCGAUAUCCCAUACAUUUCACAAUGACUCUAAUUUCUGUGUAUUCAAAUGCUACUGUACAAGGUAAAUAUCAAAUGGUGAGCCCACAGUGAUGUCAUUUAAUUAGCAUUGGAGACUCAUUUGUCACAAUCUCCAUUUGCCUGGCUGUACAGUACAGUGAACUGAAUAUUUCAGCCCCAUUGUAUAUAUAUAUAUA
Messenger RNA from Liolophura sinensis, 2061 nucleotides. RefSeq names its product serine/threonine-protein phosphatase alpha-2 isoform. The coding region runs from base 115 to 1098 and encodes 327 amino acids. The record is from RefSeq and is a predicted model, not a curated record. Lineage: Eukaryota; Metazoa; Mollusca; Polyplacophora; Chitonida; Chitonidae. The transcript is spliced from 7 exons. Gene Ontology annotation, molecular function: protein serine/threonine phosphatase activity. Gene Ontology annotation, cellular component: cytoplasm; nucleus.